AUGGCUGACGAAACAAAAUCAAAAACGGGGAAGAACGCCUAUGUAACGCUUCUGACGCGACCUUCUUAUCUUGCCGGAGCUAUCCUCCUUGCAUACACAUUACACAAGCACUCACCAGAAACACCACUGAUCAUUACCUACACGCCCGACACCGUCGGCGAGGCUUCCAUCGCCGCCUUCAAAGCUGAAGCCAAACACUCCAACGUCAUCGUCCGUCCUGUCGAACACCUCCGCCUCCCAGAGGAUGGUACCAAGCAUGGAAUGGUGGCCGAGCGAUUCAUCGACACCUGGACAAAAUUGCGCGUGUUUGACAUAUACGAUAUGGGCUUCGAGCGCUUGUGCUGGCUCGAUGCAGACAUGAUGAUCUUCUCCGACCCUUCACCACUUAUUUUCAACAAGGAAAACGAUGCAUACCUGGAGGGAGGAGAUGGCAUGCGCAUAAUGGCCACACACGUGUGCGUCUGCAACCUCGACCACGACUCGUGGGCACCGAAGUCCUGGACGCUCGAGAACUGCGCAUUUACACAUCUAAAGUCCAGUUCCGAGGUGCCAGAAGUUACCAACGAGCCAGAGACAUUUGGACAGUUCAACUCUGGAACCUUUGUAUACCGCCCUUCAAAAGCUUUGUCCGAUUUCGUACUCGCCAAGUUUGAAGAGCUAGGCAACGCGCGUCUGCGGGCCAUGAAGUUCCCCGACCAGGACUUCCUCAAUGAGGCAUUCAAGAGUCGCUGGAAGAGUCUGAGUUGGAAAACCAACGCGCUGAAGACGUGGCGGUACUGGCAUACCAACAUGUGGGUCGACAACGAAGUCGGGGUGUUACACUACAUUGUGGAUAAGCCUUGGGCUGCGCGUGUGAAGCCAGAUGGGACGGCAGGAUAUUUGGGCAAGGACGGCGAAACGCACAAGUGGUGGUGGAAUGAAUACGAGAACUGGCAGAACGAAAGGGUUAAGCAUAACGAGGCGGGACUACUGGCCACGGUGAGCAAGUACGCGGCUGCUGAGAAUGGGGAAGAGAGUGAGGAGAUGAAAGCCAUCGGUGGCGGGGCGCAGGAUUAUGCGAAGAAGUUCAAAGACGGGGAGGAGGUUGAUGGACAGAAUGGCGAUGCCGGGUUUCCCCAGCUCAAGAAGCCGGUUGAGAGGGGUCAUGGGCCUGUCAUAAGAGGGAGAGGGAGAGGAAGAGGCGAGGGGUGGAGUAUCAUGGAGGCUUGA
This is a messenger RNA of Ascochyta rabiei, 1209 nucleotides long. RefSeq lists its product as uncharacterized. Lineage: Eukaryota; Fungi; Ascomycota; Dothideomycetes; Pleosporales; Didymellaceae. Gene Ontology annotation, molecular function: glycosyltransferase activity. The record is from RefSeq and is a predicted model, not a curated record. The transcript has a single exon. Bases 1 to 1209 code for a protein of 402 amino acids.